CCUGUUUUGACUGCGUGGACAGGGAAGGGAAGACAGUUGGCGGGCGGCGUCUCUCGGCGAGAAAUCGAAUCUUUAGUUUGCACUCACACUCUGUCGUAUUUGGGGGCUCCUCAAACAGCGAAGGGCAUCGGAAUUUCGGAGGAACAGAGUGACCCAGGCGUGAGACCGUGACAUCUCUUGAAGAAGAAGAAGAAGAGGUACGGUCGUCGUCAACUUGGUGAAUGAGGCGGAAGUCCGGAAGGCGCAUUUUCUUCCGCUGAGGCGUACGCUCCUCACAGAAGCUUCGACACUGCUUGCAGCAGCUUUGUGACUUUCUGCUAAAAAGGAAAAGGCUUUCGUUUAUCGCCAGGUCGCCAAACGCUUUCAUGACAAAGACUUCGGAAUGUCUUCCUCCCAGGGCGCCGGCGGUGUUGUGUGAGCUCCUGCCCCCCCCCUCCCCCCAAUGCUGUGUCGCUUGCAGAACGCUCGGGUGUGCGCGAUGGCAGAGAAGAAGGGCGUUUUCCGGCGAAGAGGAUCCUUUUUUUUCUCCGCCGCCGUGAAGAGGACGCACACUGAGUUCGUCUUCUUCCACUCUUUCUUUGUUUGCGUUUUCCGCGAGUUUUUUCCUCUUCCAGGCACUUCCUUCCUACACGCUGUCGCAUCGUUUGCCACCCCCCCUCCUUCGCGCGCGCGCGUAAAUGUGCGUGCCGUCUUUUUUCUCCGUUUUUCCUGUUGAGGCGCUCUAGAUUUUUUCCUUGCGCGCAUCUUUUCUUUUUAUCUCGAGUGCACGACGCCAACACAGGCGCAAGCGGACUCGGUCCUUUUCCAGGUGGCGAGUUCGGAGCCCGGUGUCAGACACCAGAGCCGCAAUUGUUCUUGUCGGCAACGAAGGGCGGUCGGCUUCCGGAGUGCUCCAGGUGCGGUUGACUGUCUCGCUUUCCAGCUUUUCUGCGGCAGACUGCCCUCGCCUUCUUCUGGAAGGAAGGCAAGGCAAAGCCGCCUGUCCUCUCCGAGACGAAGUCCGGCAUCGCAGGCGACUCGCGAGUUCCGCCGACAACACCCCCGAGCGUCGCGCGCUCCCCUCUGUCGAGUUCAGCUGCUUUUUCUCUGGCGCGGCUCCUCGACUUCUCGCAGCAGCACCCACAGUCCAGAUCCUCUUUCUCCCGCAGCGCCUGGGCAUCGCGUCCGUCUCUGCGAACAGAGCGGGGCGGUCCUUCGCACUGGCGCUCGCGCCUCCCAGUUCCCCUGUCCGUCCGGUGGAGGCAAGCGACGAGGCGAGACCUGCUGGCGACUGCACUCGCCGCUCUGCUGCAGUCAUGCACUCCCCGACUCUGUCUGUGACGGCUGAGCACCGCGUCGCUGCAGGAGAUUUUUCUGCGGUCGAUCAGUGCCAUGCAGAGCCUUCUGCCUGCUCGCGCUGCUCUCCUCCAACUCUCUCCGCUGUUCACCCUUCUCCGCCUGUCUUUCCUCACCUGCUGCAGGCACCUCUGGCCGCGCGGCGCGGAAGCGGAGCAGCCGCGGUGAAGGCCUCCGCCGGCCAUGCGCCAGCGUCUCUGCGCGACGCGCACGACGCCGAAGAGACGCCGGAGUCUCGCGCGAGGGAGGCGGGAAGCCGCCGCGACGAGGAACGCGGCCAACCAGAGACUCCAGGUCCCGCCACUGAGUUGCUUUCUUCGCUUCUGAAGAAACGGAGCUUCUUUGCGCGCGCCCACCCAUCCAACGCGCUCGGCUGCGGCGCUGCACCGGCGGCCGCGGGUGUCGGGGCGCCUGAGUCGGAGGCGAGUUGCCACUGUGUGGAGCUGCGGGAGAAGCAGGACGGAACGGAGGAGGCGGGGAGAAGGGAGUUUGCAUCUGGGUCGCCGCUGCGCCUUCCGUCUUUUCCUUCUGCCUCGCGGGUGUGUGGAGAACGCGGGGAAGAGCCGGCGGCGGCGCUCGGAGCAGAGCAGCGGCCGGGAAGCGCAGGCAGGAAACUCGACGCAGGCUUCGCUGCGAGCGUCUGUGGUGCCUCUGCACCUUUCCUUCGUUUCCUGGAGUCUGCUCACUCUUCCGGAGACGACACCCUCGCACCCUGCGCAUGCGCGACGCGAGCGACGCCUCGCUCUUCUCGUCUGUCCGUCGAACAGCUGCCCAACAUGGAGAGACCUGCGGCCUGCCCCCCGUGCGAGACCUCUCCUUGCGCGUUCCGGCCUGCGCCCUCUGCCGCCUGUUCUCAUUGUCACUGCAGUGUCAAGCGAGAAACCUGCGCGGAAUCUCGCUCACAAGAGAAUCGAGAAGAUUCCUCUGCAGGUCGCCUGCCUGUCUCCUGUUCACACUCUUCCUCUUCUCUCCUUCCUCUCGUCACCCAGAUAGAGGGGUCUCCAACCUGGGAGACAAAGAAGAACUUUCGCGGACAGCUUGCUUCUCCGUUUCUCUCCUUUUCUGUCUGCCCGGGAGGUCCGCCGCAUGCGGGGAUUCUGGCCCCGCCGAAGGAGGCUUCGCGGCCGGUUUGGCUCGCGGGUGGCGUCUCUCCGCUUCUCGCUCGAGGGGAGAGCGGCGCCGGCCGCGUCGACGGACUCCGAGAAGAAAUCUUGUUCUUCCAGGAACUGCCGGUAAAGGUGAAGAGUGGAGCGGACCGAGAAGCCUUCGUCUGUCCUCUGACUGUGAAGCUCGCCGUGAGCGGCGGGGCGCAUGGCACUGGCUUCCAGCAAGUGCUGCGCGUCGAGCUGACGGAUCGACAGAACCUGUUCGUCCACUACAGCGCCGAAGUCGGAGAGACGGACUUUGCGCGCAUGCGCAGCGAGCAGCGGCUGUUGAUCGAUUUCCAGGCGUUUCCCGGGAAAUUUGUCGAUUUGCUGGAAGAAUGCGCUUUCUCCUACGCUUCUGCACAAGGCGGCGACACUGGACCGCCUCAGAGACUGGCGGCGGUGUUCAACUGUCCGGGAUUCUGCGGCUCGCGAGCACCGGCUGCACCUGCAGAGACGCAUGCGGGGAAUGCAGAGUUCUCGAGCUUUCUGCCCAGUCUCGAGUGCUGCAGCUCGGGCAAGAUGUCGGCUGUCUCCACCGCUGGAGAGGACGCGUGGUUGAGCUUGGUCGAGAUGAAUUUAUUCAAAGAGUUGACGCAUCUGUCUCUCCGCGUGCGAAAGAGCUCCGACGAAACUCUGAAACUCCACCUCGCCCAACAACUCGCAACUUUCCAAAUCUUCAGUGCCAAGAAAAUGGAGGCAAAUUCGGCGCUCGAGAAACAGUGCAUGCAACUGCAAGAACAGCUCGCGAGUAUCUCUCAUCUUUUCGACGCCUCGCAAGCCGAAAUUGCGCGCUUUGUGGAGGAGACGAAGGAGAAGCAGCAAGAGACUCUGGAGAAGACGCUGGCGGCGCAUGCAGCCGAGGCGGAAGAGGUGGUGAAGCGUUUAGGAGAGGAGCAGCGAGAAGCAGAGGAGAGGCACGCUGCUGAGAGAGAAGAACUCAAGCGCAAAGUCGAAAAAGCUGAACAAGAACUCCUUCUCACGACAGGGCGGAACCGAACAUUGGAGGAGGAGCUUCGGCAGCUGCAGAGCUUGUACGAGGAAGUUCGAAGCCAAGUGGGGGAGGCCGUUGGACGCUGUGGCGAAGUUGAAGGCCGCGAAAAGCAAGAGCGAGAGGGUCGGUGUCUCCUCGAGCAAAGGACGGAGGAACUGCGAGCGGAAGUUGCGAAACUCCGAGAGAGAGAUGUCUCGCACUCUGCGGUGCUAAGGGAGCGAGAGGCGCUGCUCGCGGAACUGCAGGCCCAGAAGGCGGCUCUUCAGGAAACAGUUACGCAGCAGAAGGCGAGGGAGGUCCGACUGGAGGAGGAGCUGAACACGGCGAUCCAAGAAAUUCACCGAGGGAACGACAUCAUCGCGAAACUUCAGCAACAUAUUCGCACCUUCAAAAUGAAGCGAAAGGCGAGAAGCGCAGAUCGACAGGCGUUAGAAAAAGACGUUGCGGCGCUGACGCUGAAGAGCGCGUCUCUUCAGCAGCAGCUUGAGCAGAAGCAUGCAGAAGAGCAACAGAAGAUGGAGCAAGUCGGUGCUCUCUCGCAUCGUUGUGAACAGCUUUCCCUUGAAAUCGAGCAGCUGCAGGAGGAACUUGCUGCUGCAAAAGACGUGAAUCUUCGAUUGAACAAGGAACUGACGACUCGGCAACUGGAAACGUACAUGCGGCGCUAUGGAACAGGCCGCGGUUCUGCGGCGUCUCCGGGAACCUGGGACUCCUCUGCUCUCUCCGGCCUUCCUGCGUCUUCGUUUCCUUCUUCCUUUCCUUCUGGGGAGAAAGAACGACCGAGCUCUGCGGCGACUGCGUCGACGACCUUCUCAGCAUGUGGUGUAUCCCCGACACCGGCGUCGGCCUCCUUGACGCAGGGCGUGGAUGCCAAGAGCCGUGGAGAGGCAGAGGCCGAGAGACAGGGAGAAAGAGAGUUCUCUCGACCUCUCUUCUCUGCAGCGGCGCAAUCCACGCUCGCGGCUCUCGCAGGAAUCGACAGAAGAAGCGACUCGCAUGCGUGUGAAGUUCUGUCUCAGGGGAGAGCGCGGGAAGACACGGUCGAACAACUGAGGACAGGGGCGCUCCACAACGGCCUGCAUGCACAGGCUGCCGGCAGUGGGAUGGACAAGCGAAAUGAAGUCGACGGACGGCGAGAGACAAGCAACUCCAGACGCUGUUUCUCGUCGGGAGGCCAAGGAGACAGUCUAGCUCCGUUUCCGGCUGAGUCAGAAGGUCCUACCUUCGCCGACCGACUGCGCGCAGCGAGCUCGGCGGCGCGACAGCCGCGUUAGGACUCUUCCAUUCGUGCAAAUAUUUUUCGGGAGUUUACGCAGAGACGUUUCCUGUGUUUCUAGUUGAAGGAGCGAAGUCGGAGAACAAGCAAAGAAAGAGAAGAAAGAGAAGAAAGAGGAGAGAGAGGGAGAAGGGGAAGCAAAGAUACAGGAGGCCAGACGAGCCCAUACGAGAGGAAAAGAGUUGCUCAAACGUGGAAGAAAAGAGGCUGAUUUUCGUUCUUUGAGUCGAAAGAUUUGGACCCGCACUUUGUAGUUCACGACACAGGCGCGAGGUUUAUCUUUGAAAAGUGAUCCAAUUUGCAGAUUCCGUUCCUUCGCCGAGAACUGCGUUUCUUCUCUUGUCAAAAUCUCUUCACUUCCCCUUCGCUUCUUCCUUCCUCACUCGUCUCCACGAGCGCGCCUUCAACUUCGUAGAGCACUUGCUCUAGACAGAGACCUUCUGCACUCUGUGAGCGCGAGAAGUCCACCGGCCUCGAAAGUCAAGUACAGCGAAGCUCGGUUCAAAAGAAAUCUUCUCCUCUCCAGCGAGAAUAAACAUCUGAUUCAUCCACCCUUCCGAAAUGGCGGCUCCUAUACCGAAAUCCCAGUGCACACACAGCGAGACCGG
Toxoplasma gondii ME49 is the source of this 5358-nucleotide messenger RNA. RefSeq lists its product as hypothetical. The transcript has 11 exons. NCBI's taxonomy places the organism in Eukaryota, Apicomplexa, Conoidasida, Eucoccidiorida, Sarcocystidae. The record is from RefSeq and is a predicted model, not a curated record. Gene Ontology annotation, biological process: centriole replication. Gene Ontology annotation, cellular component: centriole. The coding region runs from base 1296 to 4748 and encodes 1150 amino acids.